AUGCGCUUCAAGACGACCGACGCCUUCACCGGCGAGAGCGUCCGCAAGCCCGGGCUCGACUCUUCGAUCGCCACGAUCGAGCGCACCACGACGCCCAAGACGAUGCCGCCGGCGUCGCAGCUCGUGUUCGGCCACACCUUUACCGACCACAUGCUCACGAUCCCGUGGAACAGCGAGAAGGGCUGGGGCAAGCCCGAGAUCAAGCCGUACCAGCCGCUGAGCCUGGACCCGUCGUCUACCGUGUUCCACUACGCGUUCUCGCUCUUCGAGGGCCUCAAGGCGUACAAGUCGGAGGACGGAACUGUGCGCAUGUUCCGCCCGGACAUGAACAUGGCGCGCAUGAACAAGUCGGCUGCGCGCAUCGCGCUCCCGACCUUUGACGGGGAGGAGCUCAUCGAGCUCAUCAAGAAGCUCGUCAUGCUCGACGAGAAGUGGAUCCCCUCCGAGAAGGGCUACAGCCUGUACCUCCGCCCGACGAUGAUUGGCACGCAGGAGGCGCUCGGUGUCGGUCCCUCGUCCGAUGCGCUGCUCUUCGUCAUCUGCUCCCCCGUCGGCCCCUACUACGCCUCGGGCUUCAAGCCCGUGCAGCUCUACGCUACCACGGAGUUUGUCCGCGCCGCCCCCGGCGGAACGGGCGGCUACAAGCUCGGCGCCAACUAUGCCCCCGGCAUCGUGCCCCAGGCCGAGGCCGCGAAGCGCGGGUACAGCCAGAACCUCUGGCUCCUCGGCCCCGAGCACGAGCUCACCGAGGUGGGCACGAUGAACCUGUUCGUCGCCUUCCGCAAGCCCGACGGCACGGUUGAGCUCGUCACCCCGCCGCUCAAGGACAUUGUCCUGCCCGGCGUGACGCGUGACAGCACUCUGGCGCUGGCGCGCGAGCACGCCUCGGGCAAGACGCGCAUCCCCGGCCUCCCCGACAAGCUCGAGGUGAGCGAGCGCAAGCUGGUGAUGCAGGACCUGGUCGACGCCGAGAAGAACGGAACCCUCGUCGAGGUGUUUGGAACGGGCACUGCGGCGGUUGUCUCCGCCGUCGACAAGAUUGGAUACGAGGGCCGCGACAUUGAGAUCCCCUGCGGUCCCCCCGGCCAGGGCAUGGGCGACAUUGCCAAGGCCGUCCUCGACCGCAUGUCUGCCAUUCAGCAGGGCGAGAUCGAGCACCCCUGGGCCGUCGUUGCCAACGACGCCAAGCUCUGA
Messenger RNA from Trichosporon asahii var. asahii CBS 2479, 1194 nucleotides. RefSeq names its product branched-chain-amino-acid aminotransferase 2. NCBI's taxonomy places the organism in Eukaryota, Fungi, Basidiomycota, Tremellomycetes, Trichosporonales, Trichosporonaceae. Bases 1 to 1194 code for a protein of 397 amino acids. Gene Ontology annotation, biological process: L-valine biosynthetic process; L-leucine biosynthetic process. The transcript has a single exon. The record is from RefSeq and is a predicted model, not a curated record. Gene Ontology annotation, cellular component: mitochondrion. Gene Ontology annotation, molecular function: branched-chain-amino-acid:2-oxoglutarate transaminase activity.